Nanorana parkeri is the source of this 3120-nucleotide messenger RNA. RefSeq names its product inter-alpha-trypsin inhibitor heavy chain 2 (gene ITIH2). The transcript is spliced from 21 exons. Gene Ontology annotation, biological process: hyaluronan metabolic process. Lineage: Eukaryota; Metazoa; Chordata; Amphibia; Anura; Dicroglossidae. The coding region runs from base 1 to 3120 and encodes 1039 amino acids. Gene Ontology annotation, molecular function: serine-type endopeptidase inhibitor activity. The record is from RefSeq and is a predicted model, not a curated record.
AUGGGUUUGGACUCAGUCCCUAGGUUGCUUCCCCAGAUACUGGUAGACGCAGCAGGAAGAUGCAAUAGGACCACUGGUGGAAAUGGGCAGGUGAAAAAACAGAGAGCUGGUGGAAGUACCGAAGAGAGACAAUGUGAUGUGCCCAGCUCUGAGGGUCCAGAGGAGCAAAAUUUUGGCAAAUGGAGUGUACCAGGAGUGGUGCCUGGCUGCAAAGGCUCGGAGGAGCAGAGUUUGGCAAAUGGAGUGUACCAGCCACCAGGGAUGACAGGUGAAGCAUACUUAGAAUGUUGCCAGUGGCCAGGAGCAACUGUUGGAGUAUGCCUGUACCAGUGUCAGUGGCUGGGAGUGACAGAAGAUCUUGGUCAACUCAUGGAUGAGUUGGAACCCCAUAUAAAGGACAGAAUAAAGAGGAGUCUGACAUUUGGAGAUGAUGGUUUAGAGGUUCCAUCCAAGGACUCAAUCUCUCUGUACAGCUACAAAGUAGAAUCCACCAUCACAUCACAUUUCGUCAAUACCAUGAUACAGAGCAAAGUGGUGAACACUGCUUCAUAUCCACAGAGUCUCUCAUUCGAUAUUCAGAUUCCCAAAGGGGCAUUUAUCAAUAAUUUUACUAUGAAUGUUAAUGGCAUUACAUUUAGUGGCUCAAUAAAAGAGAAGUCCGAGGCAAGAGGUUUGUAUGCUAAAGCAAGAGCAAGAGGAAAAUCUGCAGGUUUACUAAGGACUAAUACCCUUGAUAUGGAAAACUUCAAAGCUGAUUUAAAUGUGCCAGGAGGAACCAAAGUUCAGUUUGAAAUUAAUUAUCAAGAAGCCCUUCAGAGAAAACUUGGGACUUAUGAACAUGUGCUCUAUCUGCAGCCAGGAAGAAUAGCAAAACACUUUGAGGUGGAUAUCUACAUCUUAGAGCCAGAAGGUCUAGGCACUGUUAAUGUGGUAAAAACAGUUGCAGAUAGAUUUUCUAAUCUCAUUAAAGUUGACAAGAGUGAUAAGAAGGCUCACAUAUCCUUCAGGCCAACUGUUGAUGAGCAGCGUGAGUGCCCCACCUGUCCAACUACUGCAGUGGAUGGAAGACUCAGCGUGAAAUAUGAUGUAAACAGGGAAAAAUCCAGCCAGCUCCAGGUGUUCAAUGGAUACUUCCUUCAUUUCUUUGCUCCAGAAAAUCAGCCUCCACUCCCAAAGAAUAUUUUAUUUGUUAUUGAUGUCAGUGGUUCCAUGUGGGGAAUUAAGAUGAAACAGACAGUUGAAGCAAUGAAAUCAAUUUUGGAUGACCUUCGAACCGAUGACCAAUUUGGUAUUGUUGACUUCAACCACAAUAUCCGAUGCUGGAAGGAUGAGCUUGUUUAUGCAUCACCCACUGAAAAAGAAAGUGCUAAGAGAUAUGUCCAGAAUAUACAGGCUAUUGGAGGCACUAAUAUCAAUGAAGCCCUUCUUAGAGCAAUAUUCAUACUGAAAGAAGCAAAUGACCAUAAAAUGUUGGAGCCAAACUCAGUUUCUUUGAUUGUGCUGGUUUCAGAUGGGGAUCCAACUGUAGGUGAACUUAAACUUUCUAAGAUUCUGAAGAAUGUUAAGGUAAACAAUCGUGAUGAGUUCUCCCUCCAUUCCCUUGGUAUUGGAUUUGAUGUAGACUAUGACUUCUUAGAAAGACUUGCCCAGGAAAAUCAUGGACUAGCUCAGAGGAUCUUUGGAAACCAGGAUACAGGAGCCCAGCUUAAGGAAUUUUAUAAAAAGGUUUCCACUCCGUUGCUGAAAGACAUAAUUUUCGAUUACCCGACAAAUGGCAUUUCAGAUGUGACUACUAGCCGCUUCCACCACUACUUUGGAGGUGAUGAAAUUGUUGUUGCUGGUAAAGUUGACGCUGAGAAGACACCAAAGGUCGAAAGCUUGAUCACUGCAACUUCUGCUGGGGAUAUACAGUUCCUAAUGGAAACAAUAACAGAAGUAGAAGCCCUAAAUGAAUUCUUUGCAGAAAGCAAGCAUGCCUUCCCUGAUUUUGCCAAGCAAUACUGGGCUCAGCUGACAAUCAACCAGUUAUUAGCCCAGAGGAGCUUAGCAACUACAGCAGAGGUCAAGAGGACACUUACGACCAAAAUAAUGCAGCUGUCAAUUACACAUCAUUUAGUGACUCCCUUCACGUCACUGCUGAUCGAGAGUGAGGAUGGCAAAGAGAGAAUGUUGGCAGAUCCCCCAAGCUUAAGCAAAGGAGCAUGCUGUCCAACAAUACUAGCUACAAAGAGUCCGGUUCAGCAUAUAACAACACCAAAGACACCUCAGACAACCCUAUCUCCAUCUGAGACACCUGAGGAGGCGAGACAGCUAACAAUAUCAAUGAUACCGAAAACUGAAUGUCUGAUUGGAAAAACUCCAACUCCAACUUGUGUUGAUACAGAUCCACAUUUCAUUAUAAACUUACCAAACAGCCAAACAGAUGUCUGCUUCAACAUUGAUGCACAACCAGGAAAUAUGCUGAACCUCCUGACUGAUAAUGAAUUAGGUAUUGCGAUUAAUGGUAAGAUAAUUACAGCUAAGAAAGCUAAGGAUGGCAAGCUGAACACCUACUUUGGUACAUUUGGCUUGUAUUUCAAGCAGCUGGACAUGAAGAUUGAAGUAGGCACUGAGAAAAUAACAGUGAAAGAUGCAUCUUACAGUAGAGUGAUGGGCUGGUCUGAGUCCAUAAGCCUGGCCUACAAGAGGCUCACUGUGUCAGUGAAGAAGGAGAGUAAUAUUACUAUUACAAUAGAUGAUAACAUGACUUUCUGGAUAAUCCUGCAUCGUGUAUGGAAGAAUCAUCCUGUCAACGUAGACUUCCUUGGACUCUACUUUCCUUCUGGUGGCUCAUUUUCCUUUGGGGCACACGGUUUAAUAGGCCAGUUUAUGACGGAUCCAGAAGUAAGAGUCUAUGAUGUGCGAGCCAGUACUGAUCCAGAGAAACCUAUCGCUACCAUGAAUGUGAAAGAAAAUAAGCUGACAGUAACAAGGGGAGUACAGAAAGAGUACCAGUCCAAUAAUGUGCAAGGUACUAAAGUCACCUGCUGGUUUGUACACAAUAAUGGAAAAGGUUUCAUCGAUGGACACUAUAGAGACUACAUGGUACCUCAGCUAUAUAGCUUCUUGAAACGCCCCUGA